AUGACUAGCUACGGCGGAUACGGCGCGACCGGCGGCAACGACGGUGGUUUCUUCGGGGGCUCUCAGAGCGGAAGCCAAGCGGCCAACACGGUGAGCGAAGAUUCGCUGCGGCCGGUAACGGUAAAACAAAUCAUCGAUGCGGAGCAGUCCUUCAACCGGGAGAACAGCUUCCGGAUCGACGGCGCCGACGUCUCCCAGGUCACCUUCGUCGGCAUGGUCCGCCAGAUCAGCCCCCAGACCACCAAUAUCACCUACCGCCUCGACGACGGCACCGGCAUCAUCGAGGUCAAGCAGUGGCUCGACGCCGACCGCCAGGAUGACGCCACACACAACCCCUUCCAUGAGGAGCAGUACGUCCGCGUCUGGGGCCGCCUCCGCAGCUUUGGUAAUAAGCGCCACGUCGGCGUCCACGUCAUCAAGCCCGUCACCGACUUCAACGAGGUCAACUACCACCUGCUCGAGGCUACCUACGUGCACCUGUUCUUCACCCGUGGUGCGUUAGGCGGCGGUGGUGGCGGCGAUGGAAAUGCCGCCGAGGACGAUAGCAUGUUUGUAGAAAACAACGAUGCCAUGUUCUUACAAGGCGCAUCGGUUAAAGCACGAAAGAUGUACCAAUACCUCAACCAGUCGAAGAGCGGGGAGGGCACCCACAUGCACGUCAUAGCUAAAGAGACAGGUAUGACGAUUCAGGAUGUUAUGGGUGCUGCCGAAGAGCUGCUAGGCCACGGCAAGAUCUACACUACUCUCGACGACGAGACAUAUGCCGUCCUAGAAGGAUUCUAG
Daldinia childiae is the source of this 783-nucleotide messenger RNA. RefSeq names its product Replication factor A protein 2. Gene Ontology annotation, cellular component: chromosome, telomeric region; site of double-strand break; DNA replication factor A complex. Lineage: Eukaryota; Fungi; Ascomycota; Sordariomycetes; Xylariales; Hypoxylaceae. Gene Ontology annotation, biological process: double-strand break repair via homologous recombination; nucleotide-excision repair; DNA replication. The record is from RefSeq and is a predicted model, not a curated record. Gene Ontology annotation, molecular function: DNA binding. The transcript has 2 exons. The coding region runs from base 1 to 783 and encodes 260 amino acids.